CAUAGAGAUCAAACGUAAUUCACAAAAUGCUCUCGUUUCUCAUACCAGUUGUACAGCUUUUUCAGGUGGUUAUCGCUGCCAUAGGAUCUGUAGUCUUCUUAGUGUUCGCUGGUAUAAGCCUCGGCGGCUCAGUCGUAGGACUAAUCAUAGCCACACCCCUUUUUGUCAUCUUCAGUCCGAUUCUUGUACCAGCCACUAUAACCACUACUCUCGUAGUAGGCGGGGUUGUGGGAGCUGCCGCCCUCGUAGUGACGGCAUUUGCUCUCGUAUUUUGGCUAUUUAAAUAUAGGAUUGGAGUAAAACCAAAGAACAAUCCACCUCCUAAGGGAGCCCCAACCAAAGCAGAUAUACCGGGAGCAACGUCAGGAGAUAAACCACCAGGAGGUAUUGCAGGGGGAGCGCCGGAUGGAGCAUCAGGAGGAACGUCGGGAGGAGCAUCGUGGAAGAAAUCUGGAGGAGCGUUGGGGAAGAAAUCCGGAGGAGCGUCGGGGAAUAAACCCGGAGGAACGAAGGGGGAUAAGCUCGGAGGAGCGCCUGGGGAUAAACACGGUGGAGCGAAGGGAGACAAACACGGAGGAGCCAAGGGAGAUAAGCUCGGAGGAGCUCCCGGGGAUACACACAGCGCAGCGAAGGGGGAUAAACCCGGAGGAUUGAAAGGGGAUAAACCCGUUGGAGCCAAGGGGGAUAAGCUCAGAGGAGCCAAGGGGGAUAAGCUUGGAGGAGCAAAAGGGAAUAAACCCGGGGAAAUGCAGGAGAGUAAAUCCGUUGGAGCCAAGGGGGAUAAGCUCGGAGGAGCCAAGGGGGAUAAGCUCGGAGGAACCAAAGGGGAUAAGCUUGGAGGAGCAAAAGGGAAUAAACCUGGGGAAAUGCAGGGGAGUAAACCCGUUGGAGCGAAGGGAGAUAAACCAAGAGGAGCUUCGGGUGGUAAACCUGGGGGAGGGACUGAAAAGAAACCGCGGACUUGUUUGUAAGGAUGAUAUGUAACAAAUUGAAACUUAAUUAUUUGGGUUUCAUAAAUUAAACCUAAUGUAGCUAUCCUAUUAAUUACAUGUCUCAAAUAUCAUUUGUAUUAAUGUGUACUAUAAAACACUGCACGCAUUUUUCAUUAUAAAUUUUUUUAAAUGAAAUAAUUCUUCGGUACUAACAUACAUGAAUGAGACUGGA
Messenger RNA from Camelina sativa (false flax), 1164 nucleotides. RefSeq lists its product as uncharacterized. Gene Ontology annotation, biological process: sexual reproduction; lipid storage. Gene Ontology annotation, cellular component: membrane; monolayer-surrounded lipid storage body; extracellular region. Lineage: Eukaryota; Viridiplantae; Streptophyta; Magnoliopsida; Brassicales; Brassicaceae. The record is from RefSeq and is a predicted model, not a curated record.